Enterobius vermicularis (human pinworm) is the source of this 945-nucleotide messenger RNA. NCBI's taxonomy places the organism in Eukaryota, Metazoa, Nematoda, Chromadorea, Rhabditida, Oxyuridae. The record is from the annotation of a GenBank genome assembly.
AUGUUACGGUGGCAUUACACUGAAAUAUUUCUGUUAACGACACUGCUGUUGCUAUACUAUGGUACCGAUGUAGCAAAUGCACAGUGUCCUCCAGUACAAAGUCCAUGUCGAUGUGCUCCAUCGGUGUAUGAGCCUGUUGCAAUUGUUUGCGAAAAUGCUGGUAGCCUUACGAAUGUAAUCACUGCCAUAUCAUCGGCUCAAAAUACACCUAUUGAUUCGUUGCUAAUCCUUGAUACGGCAAUACCAGCUCUUCCUGCAAACGCUUUUCGAGGUUUCACUAUUCUUCGGAUUGUCCUCAAUCGUUGUACUCUGAGCCAAAUUGACGACAAUGCAUUUGACGGGCCGCUUCUGGAUUCCUUAGUUGAGCUUGACCUUUCGGACAAUCAGCUAGGGGGUGUUCCACAAACCGGUGUUCCACGGUUACGCAAUUUGCGAAAGCUGUACUUGAAUCGGAAUCGUAUCAAUCAAUUAGAUUCGAACAGUUUUAUCAGAUAUGAGAGUCGCGAUUUAUUGCAAAAACUUGAAUUGGCCAGCAAUCGUCUUACCAAUCAAGGCCUCGGUGAUUCGACUGUAUUUCGGCCAUUACGGUCAUUACAAGAAUUGAGCUUAGAAACCAACGCUCUGACGCAAAUUCCAAGUGCUUCAUUGGUUAACCAACGACAAACGAUGACUAAUCUAAAUCUUGGGUUAAAUCAGAUUAAUGAUGUUCCUGUCGGUGCACUGGAUUUUCCAAAUCUUAAUUCGUUGUCAUUAGAAUUCAAUGGAAUCACUAGGAUAGCACCAGAGGCAUUUCAAGGUGUACCAAGUUUACAAUUUUUAUACCUAACUGGUAACAAGUUCCCAUCGUGGCAACCAGAAAUGUUCCGAUAUAUAGGCCAACUAAGAACACUGGGAAUUGGUGAAACACCAAUAUCCGUUAUUCCAAACAAUGCUUUUCAGGAUUGA